Molecule: messenger RNA, 6877 nt
Organism: Ceratitis capitata (Mediterranean fruit fly)
Lineage: Eukaryota; Metazoa; Arthropoda; Insecta; Diptera; Tephritidae
Gene: Root
Product: rootletin
Exons: 14
Coding region: 76-6171 (2031 amino acids)
Source: RefSeq, a predicted model, not a curated record
GAAGGUUUAGAAAUUUUCGACGCGGAUUUCGAUAUUGAGUACCCGUGAUAGUAGGAUACAAAUGUGCAUGGAAAGAUGCAAGCUUACCGCGAUAACUUCAAGCAAACACCUUGCCCAGCAACAUUUGAACAAACCUCAACUGGCGUGGCGACAGGUCGAUUACCUUUUUCCAAGGCGAAUCGCAAUCGUAACAGUGGUAUAGAUAAAACCUCGGGUUGCAUAGGGACUUCAAAUCCAAGUGGUGUCACCAUACCGCCUGAGACUGGUGUAUUAACAACGCCCAGAAUGUUAAGUCCCACACAAAGUGUAGAGCCGACUUCAACGGCUGCGCUAUUGCGUCAAAAUCAUGAGUUGCGACAACGUUUAUCGGAGGAGGCGAACAGCUAUCGCCGACGUAUUGACUCCUACAAACAGGCACAGCACAAUCAAGCAAAUCUUGUUAGUCGUCUACAAUCGAAAAUACAACAAUAUCGACAGCGUUGCAGUGAUUUAGAAGAUCGCAUGCAUGAUUCGAUUAAACACACACCCGUACCACCACCACCUUGUGCGCCGAAGAUAACCACCGGUCCCACAUCUAGUCAAGUUAUGUGCUCUACUUCAAUGGCUUUGGGUCAAUCGAGCUUGCCAUGCUCAUCUUCGCUGGACUCACCACCAUUAACCUGUGCUCGUGACUUUAUCGUGCACGAAGAUAGCGGUGAACUGUGCCGUAAGCUUGAGGAUGAGCAUAGUAAAUGUGAGCAACUGAUGGCUCAAAACAAUACGUUGCGCCAACAAUUGGAAGAAUCCAAUCGGACAAACGAGGCCAUAACCAAUGACCUACAGAAGUUAACUAAUGAUUUUUCCAAUUUACGCGACGAAUUGCUUAUCAAAGAAGAUGAAUAUAAGGAAGAGGAACAGGCUUUUAAGGAUUACUACAAUGGUGAACAUAAUCGUCUUUUGAAGAUGUGGCGUGAGGUUGUGUCAGUGAAACGUGCGUUUAAAGAUAUGCAUUCUGCUAUGAAGAACGAAGUUGGUAAAAUGGGUCUCGAACUCGGUAGUGUCACUAAGGACAUCUCCAACUCUUGUGGUGGUCUCUCAUUCGUGCUACAACAAGCAAAACGUAUAACCGACGAGGAGCUUGUGGAAUCUCGCCGUGAGAAUAACGAUUUAAAGUCACAAAUGGCCACUUUAAAGGUACAAUUUGAAAGUGCGCGUCAAGAGGUCUUAGAAAGGGAUCAAAGACUACUCGAUCUUAUGAAUCAAUUGAAAAAACUUGAGGAACGAUGCGCACAAGCUGAAUCACAAGCAAUGUUAGCUAAUCGUUAUAACGAUGAAAUUGAGCGGCUGAACAAUUCUAUACGUGAAAUUGCGCAAGCUGUCGUACAAGACGCCGAGAGUGCCGAUCGUGAAGCGGACGCUACGGAGGCGAAUGAAUCAAUGCAGCACAUGCACUUGACGCGUGAUAGCGCUGCCGGUAUGAGCGUACCAACAAAAUCACCGCGCCGCAGUUCAGCGCGUGCAUCACAAGCAUUCGCCGAAGGCACCAUAUCAGCAGUUCAAGCUGCACUACAUAAAUACCAAUUGGCCUUGCAUGAUAUGCAAGUGAAAUUUCAAAAUGCUAACGAAAACCUAAAAAAUACUAAAGCACAGCUCGAAACGAGCGACGGUACAAAAGCGCUCUUGACGACGAAGGUACAGCAGCUUACCGAAAAACUGGACAUUAGCAAUUCAAAGUUAUCCGAGUUGUUGAAAGAAAGAGACAGUCUACAGAAAACUUUGGAGGAAAUACGGCAACAAAAGCAGCAAAGCGAACAAGGACGACUCGAUUUGAAUUCAGCGUUCGAGAAUCUUAGCGCAGAAUUUGAAAAGUUGCAGCUUAAAAAUGGCAAAUUCCAAAAGAAAAUUGACUUACUUGAAGACGAUAAAAAAGCCGUGGAAUUGGAAAUUCAGCGUAUACUCAAAGAUAAAAACAUAAUUGAAAUGAACCUGAGGUCCGAAGAGGAUCGUGGCAGCCGCCUACGUGAGGAGACAAUCUCAUUACGUGAAGAAUUAAAUAGCGUAAGCCUUAGCCGAGAUUUGCUUGAACAGCAACGCAUUGAAUCUGAAAAUAUCAUCAAUCUCAUCGAAAAGCAAAAAGCUGAUUUGGAAUAUGAUUUGGAUAAGUUGCUUUUGGAAAAGUGUGAUCUGCAAGAGAGACUAGAUAAAGUCUCGAAUAGUAACAGCUCCACAUCGGACGAAUUGAAAACAAUGCAAAACAGUUUGACACAAACGCAGGAGGAGCGUAACAAACUGAAAGCCGAGGUGGAUGAACUAAAUAAAGAGAUCGCUGCGACUCGUAAGGAGUUAAGCGCCGUUGAGAAGACCCGUAUGGAAUUGGAAACGGAUAAUUUAUCCUAUAGUGAAAAGUUAAAAUGCACACAACUAGAAAAAGAGAAAAUCUUACAAGAUUUGGCUUGUGUUACGCGAGAUCGCGGUGAUAUACAUAAUCAAUUGACGGCUUUAUGUCGCAAAAAGGAGUCACUUAAUGAGGAGCUUAUGCGAACACGACAAAAAUUGGAACAAACUGUCGAAACAAAUAAUCGUUUAAAUAGAAAUUUGGAGGAAAUGGUUAAGGAUGUCGAAGAGAAGCAAGUUGUAAUUGAUUUGCAUGAAAAGGAAACCCAUCGUUUACAAGAACUCUUAGCCGCUUUGCGCACAGAAAAAGAGUCACUGGAAGCUGUACUUUUCGAUACAAAUACUCAAUUGGAAGCAACUGAAGAGAAACGACAACAGCUCGAACGUGAUUAUCAGGAAGCGCUUGUGCGUGAAGAAUCGCUUAAAAAUAACGUUGCACGCCUCAAUAAGGAGCUAGAACAAUGUCAUCGUCGCGCACAGGAAACUAAAAAUCAAUUAAUGAAUGCUGCGCGCGCGGCUGAAAAUGAUUUCAAUCAAAAGAUUGCUAAUUUGAAAGCAGCAGGAGAGGAUGCGGCUAAGAAACAUGCGGAUGAGAUGUAUAAAUUGAAAACAGCGCUGGAAAAGAGAAUGGCACAAGCACUUCAAGCACUGCAAACAGCAAAGGAUGAUGAAAUAGAGAAAUUGCAGGAACGUUUGGAUGCUUUACAAGCGCAUCUAGAAAGCUUGGUGCAACAGCACGAAGAGGCUAUGAUACGUGCUGAGAACGAAAAACAACAAGCCUUGCUUAUGGCUCAUCGCGAUAAGCAAGCUCUAAUGGAAAAACUGGAAGCAGCGGCACGAGAAUUGAAGGUAGAGCAAGAGGGUCUAGAACGCUUGAAACGUGAACACAAUGCACACGAUGAAAAGCAACGAAAUGCGAUUGCGCAGUUAAAGGAUGAAAUCUCCGCCAUGCGUACAAGAGAGGAGGAAAAUAGAAUGAAGCUUGAAGAAUGUAUAAGGAAACAGGAUAUGCAAAUAACUGGUUUAAAGGAAGAAAGAGAUAAUCUGAAUCGACUUGCUGAAGAAUUAAAAAUGGAUCUUCGCCUGAAAGAGGACAAGGUGGAGGGAAUAAACAAUGAAUUGCAGGACGCGUUGAGGAAAACCAAAGAAGGCGAGGCUUACAUAGACAGUUUACGAAGCGAGCUUACGGAUUGUCGUCGUCAAUUAGCCGAUAGCAACAUUGAAAAGGAUAAAUAUUCCAGUAGCAAUAAGGAGUUACGUGAUCAUGUUAAGCACGUGGAGAGCGCUAAACGGGAGCAGGCACGUGCCAUAGAAGAAGCUCUGCAAAAGAUUAAUACGUUGCAAGAAUCAAAGAGUUCUCUAGAAAAUGAACGGACUCGACUAACUACGGUUUUGAAGGAGACCGAAAAUAAUAUGAGUAAAACAGUACAGGAAUUAAAUUCAACUAAGAAUACGCUGCAGAAAACUCAAAUGGACUUUGCACAAAAAGACGAAGGUGGAAAGGAGCUGCAGAAUAAGUUGGCGGCAGAAACUGAAUUGAAGGAGCGCAGUCAACAGGAACUAAAUCAGCUGAAGAAGCAGCUAGCAGAUUUAGAAGAAAAUCUAUGCGAAACUAGAGCGGAACUAGGACGCGCACGCUGUCAGUCCAACCAGGAAGAGCAUCGUUUCCACAACCGUGAGCAAGAGUUGUUGGCACGUAUUGAAGAAGCACGUGGUAGAGAAAAACGCCUAGAGGAUCAAAAGCAUAAUCUUGAAGUUUGCCUUGCUGAUGCAACACAACAAAUACAGGAGUUGAAAGCACGUUUGGGCGGUGCUGAGGGUCGCAUACGUGCACUUGAUGAACAAUUAGCUUGUGUGGAGCUGCAUAAACGUGAUACGGAACAUAAACUCAGCUCCGUAGCUCAUACAUUGCGGCGCAUUGCCGGAAUUCAGCCCGAUGGCACUGUCAAUCUUUCCUAUCGGCUUAUAAGCCCAACUAGACGUUAUAGUCCUAUACGAAAUGGCAUGGCGUCUUCGAGUUGUCAUGAUUAUGAUGCUAGGAGCACCUCACAAUGCCCGGAAGCACCUUGCGAUCUUGAUCCUGAUUUAGUGCGUAAAGGUGUUCGCAAUCUAAUGCAUCAAGUUGCUCAAAUUGAACGUGAGAAAGACGAUACGAAAGUACAACUGGCAGCGGCCAAAAAGCAAUUGCAGGACGCGGCUGAACAGCAAUUACGCUGCGAUGGAAAAGUCAGUAAACUACAGCAAAUGCUUCGACACCUGCAGGAGGAAAAGGGUAAUAUUGAUACGGAACGUAGUAUGAAAGUUUCGGCUUUAAAUGCAUUGGAAGAUAAAUUUAAGCAGAAGUGUGAUGAAUGUCAACAAAUGCGAGAGAAGAUAACCCAGCUGGAAAUGCAAUUAGGAUCUUGUAACGAGGAAAACUCUCAAAUCGAGGAUCGCUUGGAGAAGUGUCGCAGUCACGGAGCGAAACUGGAGAAUGAAAAACGCCACCUCCAGGAAGAGUUGGCGAAGGCAGAAGGUCGAGCUGCCAAACUAGAUUUGCAACGUGUUGCUAUGGAGGGUGAUAUAAACCGCUUACAAAUGGCUUUGCAAGAGAAGGAUUGCCAAGUGCGUCAAGCCCAAGAACGGCUUGAUAACCAAAAUCGAGCCAUGGUGCAGCUAGAAGAACGUUGUACCUCUCUCAAGACUACGGUUGAUCAAAUGAAAGAUCGCCUGCAGAAAGCAGCAGUUACCGAAACCGAGUUACGUGGUGAACUGAAAGUACUGAGCAAGGAACUCUCCGAGCAGGGACAUUGUUCUCAGUCGAAUGAGGAAAAACUAAAGUUAUUACAAAAACAAUCACAAGCAGCAGAAAAUGAAAAGCGUAUACUAGCUGAGCGACUGGAUAAUGCCCAAAGUAGUUUGAACGAGUUGCGACGGAGUCAACAGGCGCAAUUGGAUCGCAUUCAACGUCUUCAAGAGCAAGUUACUGAUUUAGAAGUACAACGUUCUGCUUUACAGUCACAAUUACGCAUUGCUAAAUGGAAUCAAGAGACGGGUGAUGGUGGUGGUGGCAUGGCGAAUAUUUCAGAGAAACGUGAAGAGGAAGAACUCAGCCGACAAUUGAAAUCGUCACAACGUGAAAAAUCAGAGCUACGCAACAAAUUGCAGACUCUACAAGAUAAAGUCAAGCAAUUAGAGUCAGAACGUAAAAGUAAGUUUUCGGGUAGUGGUGGUACAGCGGCUUAUGAUCGUGCAGAGAAGAAUACUUCAUACUAUGAUCCUGGUGAUUACGACUCGAAUCGUAUGGAAAGUGCUCCAGGCAAUUACAGCUGUGGUCUUGAUCAUGGCGUUAUCGAGCAAGAAUCGCGGGAUUUACGGUUAAAAGUUCGUCGUUUAGAGACACUCCUAGCAGAAAAAGAGUCCGAAUUAGCAAGGCUUAAGGCAAGAGUACAUGAUAGCGCCAAAUGCGGUGAGGGCGGUUUGGAUGCGGAGCGUUACCGCAAUGCUCAGCUACAUGCAGAGAAGUUGUUAGAUGCGCGAGAGCAGUCACAUCGACAGCAAGUAUUGCGCUUAGAGAAUCAGAUAUCUAUGUUACGUGAACAGUUGGCACAGGAAGCCAAACGGCGACAGCAAUAUAUUUUGCGUAGUUCCAAAGCCAAUCGCGAAAUGCAACACUUAAGAAAUACACUAGGUGAUUCAUUACGACAUGUCUCACAGCAUCCUUUAGAUCCGAAUCUUUUGGAAAGCGAAUCGCGACGCUUGGAUAAUGCCGUUUCAAUGAGCCUACCACCGUCAACUUGUAGAGAUUACGAUCAAUAAAUUGCAGAGAAAAGAUGUCAUAAAAAGAUAACGAAAUUCAAAACUGCCACUAAUAGCUUCCUUAUUUAGAAACUAACUGCAUUUAUUAACAUAUCAACAUACAUAUUUACAUAUAAACUACAUAGGUAUAUUCACAUAAUAUACAACCCAUACCUUUAUUCACUAAAUACAACCAACUUUCAUUCAUAUAUAUAAUUUAUUAUAUUUAUUUAAUUUAUAAUGUUUAAAUCAUCAUUCCAUUGAGAUAUUAUGCUUUACGACUAAUUAAUAUAACUCUAUGGCUUUUCAUUGUCUGCAAGAUAGACAAUAGAAUAUAGUGAGUUUACUGCUUACAUUUCAUCCAUAAAACGGUUUUAUAACAAACAAAGAAAUUCUAAAAAAAACACAUUUGGCUAAAAAGUUAUUAAUUUAUAAUAUAAAAAAAAUACUGUUGCAUUUCUCCUCACUUUAGGAGAAUAUUGCGGUACAGUUUUAAAAGUUGACAAAAAAAAAACAGAAUAAAUCAGAGAAACUCAUUUCUACCCAAUUUCCAACUUCACAGUCACUAUUGCAUUUAAGACAUAAUUUUAGUUACAAACACAUUUAAAAAGAAAAAAACAACAAUUUUGAAUAAAUAACGAAAUUAUAUUUGUAGAAUGAAUAUUUAACUCAACAAUACACUUGUAUCGUACACUUUGAGCAAAUAAAAAAUACGUUUGGUAUACAA